Phalaenopsis equestris is the source of this 540-nucleotide messenger RNA. RefSeq lists its product as uncharacterized. Gene Ontology annotation, molecular function: DNA replication origin binding; single-stranded DNA binding. Gene Ontology annotation, biological process: DNA replication initiation. The coding region runs from base 1 to 540 and encodes 179 amino acids. The transcript has a single exon. The record is from RefSeq and is a predicted model, not a curated record. Lineage: Eukaryota; Viridiplantae; Streptophyta; Magnoliopsida; Asparagales; Orchidaceae. Gene Ontology annotation, cellular component: replication fork protection complex.
AUGGAUGUCACCGGCGAUGACCUUGAUCUCCUCCUUUUCCUGGGAGGAGACAAAGUACCAGAAACACCUGUUGGCUCUCCUGCAUCCUCCGACCGGCAGUUCUACGUAUAUGUAUCUGAUGAUGGAUCACCAAGGAGGCCCAGGGCCAGUGACAUGUCAGUCUUCCGGGAAGCUGUUAGGGAUUACCUCGAUUCGGAGCCAACUGUUCUGGAGGUCCACCAUUCCAAUAAGAAAUCCAAGGGGAAGACACGGCAAGUGGAGAUUGAGAGAUUUUUUGGUAUCAAAAUUUGGAAUCAGCAUGUAUCGUCCGUUGAGCUAAGCAAUCGCUUCUCUGAUGUGAGAUUUGUUCGGAUGUCAGCCAUCAGGACUUUAUUGUCCACUCUUUCUGGUAGCUGCGCAAUAGUUGGACUGUUGACAGAGAAGGGAGAGGAAAAAAUGAGCUCUUCUGAGAAGAGCUAUUGUAUAUGGAAAAUGAGGUGUUUGGAUAAGACAAAUGCCUCUGUUUUUUUUGUUUUGCGAUGCCUACAAGAUGAACUAUAA